Messenger RNA from Staurois parvus, 364 nucleotides. Lineage: Eukaryota; Metazoa; Chordata; Amphibia; Anura; Ranidae. The record is from the annotation of a GenBank genome assembly.
UUAAGGACUGCUCUCCUGCUUCCCAUUAAGGAUUGGCACCUUUGGGGAGCGGGGGCGGGGAGGAGCAGGUACCCGAAUUUGACAGGUACCCGCUCCCACUUCCGGUCUGACCGCCUAGGCGAUCGGAAGCGGAAGGUGUCCUCCCUUCCUCCCUCCCUGUAGUCUUUUGGGACAUGUGACAGGUCCCAGAAGACUACAGGACCAUUCAUGAAGUGCAGCGCUACUCGCACAUGUGCAGUGGGUACCAGGCUGUGAAGCCGCAAGCUAUCACAGCCGGGUGCCCACAUUGAAGAUGCCGGUCUCCUGGAAUACAGGACGGCCGGUGAAACGGGCUGCAGGGGACACACCACGGGACCGAGGGACA